This is a messenger RNA of Coturnix japonica (Japanese quail), 640 nucleotides long. The record is from RefSeq and is a predicted model, not a curated record. Lineage: Eukaryota; Metazoa; Chordata; Aves; Galliformes; Phasianidae.
UGGUGCAGACCAGAGCCAUCCUCAACUACAUAGCAGGGAAAUACAAUCUCUACGGGAAAGACCUGAAGGAGAGAGCCCUAAUUGACAUGUAUGUGGAAGGAUUGGCAGAUCUGUUUGAGUUAAUCAUGUACCAUGAAUUCAAACCUGCUAAUGAAAAGGAGCAGCAUCUUGCUAAUAUAAUGGACAAGGCCACAAACAGAUAUUUACCAGUCUUUGAGAAGGUUUUGAAAGACCACGGACAAGACUUCCUUGUUGGCAACAAGCUGAGCAAAGCAGAUGUGAGUUUACUGGAAAACAUUUUGUGGCUGGAAGAGUUGAAGCCUGAUGCGCUUGCAAAAUUUCCUGUCUUGCAGAGUUUCAAAGCAAGAAUGUGCAGUAUGCCCAAUAUCAAGAAAUUCCUGCAGCCUGGCAGCCAGAAGAAAGCAAUUAUUCAGGAAAAGGAUAUACCAAGUGUGAUGGCAAUUUUCCACUGAGCAGCAACCUACCUGCACUGUAACUCCAUUCCAUUCUCUGUCGUGUUUCCUGAGAAGCAAAAUUUUGCACAUUAGCAAAUGUAACUGUGAACUCAAUAGUCUCAAAUUUGACAUGUUGUCUUAAAUACUUCAACAGUUUUGUAGAAUAAAGUUGACAUUACAAUGUA